AUGUUGCAUUGUAUCCGAUGCGGUAACAAAGGGUUUAUAAAGCGCCCCAAAACGGGUGAUAUUUUAUGCCGCGAUUGCUUUCUCUGGUGUUUUGAAGAGGAUAUACACUGGACCAUCAAGACAGCAAACCUCUUAAAGAGAGGCGAUAAAGUAGCUAUCGGUGCUUCUGGUGGAAAAGGUACCACAGGCCUCAUUUUGAUCACCUCCUUAGAUUCCACCGUCCUAGCAUACGUAAUGAAACUUUUAAAUGAACGACAUGACUAUGGAGUCGAACUGGUUCUGCUAUCCAUUGACGAGGGUAUUCAAGGCUAUCGAGAUGACUCUCUCGAAACUGUAAAAAGAAACAAAAUCCAGUACGCCCUCCCCCUAGAGAUCCUCUCAUACAAGACCCUCUACGGAUGGUCGAUGGAUGAAAUCGUGAAGAAAACCGGCUUGAGAAACAAUUGCACAUUUUGUGGUGUCUUUCGACGGCAGGCACUCGAUCGGGGCGCCAUGUUAAUAAAAGCCAAUAAAAUCUGCACCGGACACAAUGCUGACGAUAUCGCUGAGACGGUGAUCAUGAACAGUAAGACCGAGUACUGUCGUUUUUCUACAAUCCUUAUUUAG
Molecule: messenger RNA, 606 nt
Organism: Dibothriocephalus latus
Lineage: Eukaryota; Metazoa; Platyhelminthes; Cestoda; Diphyllobothriidea; Diphyllobothriidae
Source: the annotation of a GenBank genome assembly